Messenger RNA from Astrephomene gubernaculifera, 2830 nucleotides. The record is from the annotation of a GenBank genome assembly. Lineage: Eukaryota; Viridiplantae; Chlorophyta; Chlorophyceae; Chlamydomonadales; Astrephomenaceae.
CAUACAUCUUGUAAUUGUCAUGAAUACUGUACGCUGCUGAUCUGUCUGCACUUGUAUCUUCUCCGAGCGACAGACGAACUAGCAAGUGCAACGACUGGCUCUAUGCCCCUAAGCAUAGUUGUUUGCAAUCGAAUGUAGUAAUCUUUUCUAAGGCUUGAAGCAUAAGCUCCCGGGUACUUGGUGUAAGAGUACUUAAGAAUGGCGGAAAAGGAGGGAGGAUUCGGCCAAAAUGUGCUUGGCAAGCUCAAGCUGGUUGGUGGCAAAGUCGUGGACUUUGGGGGAACUGUUGCUGGCAGGGUUGUUGACGUAGGAGGCACCCUGGGCGACAAAAUUGGGGACAUCGGCAACAAAAUUGUCGACGUCGCAACCAAACCGCUUUUCGAGAGCGACUUCGAGCGCCUCAGGCAGCUUAACCAAAUUGCAAAGCAGCAGCAGGACCUGCGGCGUAAGUACACAGAGGAGGAGCUUGCAGCUGUGGAGGCAAAAGCAGACCUAGUCCUCGGCCAGCUCUAUCCCGGGUACUUUGAAGCAAACUUCGAUCCGGUAGCUUAUGAGCUGUCAAAGAUCGACGAAUCGGACAACCAGGACCACAUCGAGGAGUUGGUGGAACGGCUGACGCAAGGGGUGGAGACUGUGAGCGGCCGGCUGUCCCGCCACGUCAACAAGAAGCGCGAUGUGCUGCUGGCGGGCAUUGACCGGGUGGCGGAGGUCGAGGACGAUCUGAAGGCGGCCUUUAUGAUCAGCCGCUCCAGCCGCGCCACGCUGAAGGCGGCUGCGGAGGAGGUGGGGCGCAACAUGCGGGUGGUGGGGCAGAGCCGCCGCAAGCAGUCGUACAUGGAGCUGAUGGAGGUGGUGGGCAAGAUCAAGCGGGCGAGGGACCUGCAGGGACUGCUCAAACGUGCUCAGGAGCUGGGCGAGUACGGCGACGCCAUCAUGACAUGCGUGCAGUGCUUCCAGGGGGUGGACUCGCUGAGGCAGCUCACGGUGUCCUCCGAGCUGCGCGCCACCGUGCAGCGGCUGUACCUGGACACGCUGCGGCGCAUGGACGCGGCGCUCACCAACAUAUGCGCCGAGUUCGACCCAGCCAAGUACACCAAGAUCCUGGAGGGCUACCUGCUGCAGGGCAUCCCGCCCCGCUCGCUGGGCGACAAGGUGCUGCAGUGCUUCAAGGAGGCCAUCCACGACGCCACCACACGGGUGGUGCGCUCGCUGCUGCUCACUAAACCCAAACUGGCUGACCGCCUUGCCUCCGGCUCCGCCAGCUCCUCCAGCUCCGCGCUGCAGCUGGGCUACCCGGAGCUGCUGCGCGCGCUGCCGCCCGACCUGCUGCGGCCCUGCCUGCUGCGGCUGCUGGAGGUGCUGUUCGACACGCUGGCCUCCUACCACGCCAUGGCGCACUGGCACGGACUGGCGCUGCAGCGGCAGGCGCAGGUGGCGGAGCAGGCGGAGGGUCUGGAUGAUGAGGCCCGGCGCGCCCAGGCCGCCACCACCUCCUUCCUGGCGGCAGUGUACGACAUGAUGCGGGUAUCCCGUCCCGAGGUGCUGGAGGUGGGUGCCCGGCGCAUCCGAGAGCUGCUGCUGCUGGACAGCCUGUUCAAGGGGGAGGACUUCAUGCAGGUUGUGGACUGGUGCGGCAGGUUCGGCGGCAUGGCGGAGGCCUUCCUGGGGGGGCCCUGCGAGAUAAAGCCGCAGGUCAUGUCCCUGUGCGCCCGCUUCCUGCCCGCCUACCACCGCUCCAACCUGGAGUCGCUCACCACCUGCCUCAACAACGAGGCAUGGCAGGAUGUCGCUGCUGCCACGGGCGGCGCCGGUGCCGCUGCCGCCGCCUCCCGCCUGCAGCUGGACGCAGCCAUACUGCACUCGCCGCUCUACGUGCCGGGCUGGGGCGAGGAGGGGGCGGGCGCGCCGUUCGAGCAGUGGAUGGCGGAGGGAAACCCCUUCAAGCGGGGUUCGGGUGCCGGCGCGGGUCCCCCCGAGGGCCGCCAGCGCUCCCUGCUGGAGCUGCUGGCCAAGACCAGUGCGGAGGAGCUGCCGGGGGGGACUGCGGGCCCCCACCCGCACCCGCAGCAGCUGUCCCGGACCCCCAGCCAGCACAGCAACAUGACGGACCAAGCGGGAGGGGUAGCAGGGGCAGCAGGCAGCAGCACCCCCACAGCGGCCACCACGCCCGCCUUCUCACCGGACUUUGGCGGGCUGGAGGAGGAGGGCGGCAGGCCGGCGGGCAGUGCCGUAACCGGGCCCGCAGCAGGAGGCGGCGCCGCAACCGGCAGCGGGCGCGUCUGGGAGACCAGCGGCAGUGGCGAGUGUGGCGGCAGGGCAACCGGGUCCGGCUGGGGGUGGCAGCGGGGGUGUGCCGCCGGCGGCUGCUGCAGCGGGUGCCCCUGCGGCUGCCAUGCUGACCAUCUCCUCGCAGCAGGCGCUCAAGUACAUCAAGCACUACGGGCAGAUCAUGCGCCCCCUGCAGGGCCACUCCGAGUCCCUCUUCCGUUGCCUGGCGGAGAUCUUCGACGUGUACCUGCUCUACUGCUUCUCCGCGUUCGGGGGCAUGGGGCUGGAGGACCUGGUGUGGCGGGACGACGUCAUCAGCGCCCGGCUGAAGGGCGCGCUGCUGAGGAUCCUCACCGCGGAGGGGUCCAAGUACAGGACACUGGUUGAGGAGCUGGGUCGCAACCGACCCACGGGUCGCGGCGCCCCCAUCGCCUCCACCGGUCUGGGCUUGCUGGACCGCUUCGGUGACAAGAUGGAGAGCCUGGCUGACAGCAUGGAGCGAUCCGUGAACCGCAUGGCGGUGAAGCUGGGGGACAGCCGCGUGAUGCAGGCCAUGGCGGGG